Molecule: messenger RNA, 1920 nt
Organism: Penicillium maclennaniae
Lineage: Eukaryota; Fungi; Ascomycota; Eurotiomycetes; Eurotiales; Aspergillaceae
Exons: 2
Coding region: 1-1920 (639 amino acids)
Molecular function (GO): phosphonoacetate hydrolase activity
Source: RefSeq, a predicted model, not a curated record
AUGAAUCUCAAGAUGCAAGUCGUUCAAAAUGGACAACCACUUGAGUCUGUGCGAGAAAGUACUCGAGAGGCAAUCAAGUCACUUUUUGCAUUUCUCCAUGCUCAGGGCCAAGGUGACUACCUCGGUGAACGAGUAACCCAGCUCGAGCAUUCACUGCAAUGUGCCCACCUGGCAACCGAGUCCGCCGAGUACGGCCAAGAUGCUGAAGUCAUUCUAGCCGCUCUACUGCAUGAUGUCGGACGCUUUAUUCCAGCUGCUGAAAAGAUGGCAAAGAUGAUUAGCCCGGAAGGUCAAUAUGUGGGCCGACAGAGCCAUGAGGUUCUGGGCGAGUCUUAUUUGCGAUCCAUUGGAUUCAGCGAAAGAGUGUGUCAACUGGUUGGCGCGCAUGUCAUGGCAAAGCGGUAUCUGGUUGCUACGGAUAAAAACUACCAUGAUGAUCUAAGUGAGACUAGUAAACGCACUUUGCGUUUCCAGGGUGGAGGUUUUACUGAAGAAGAAGUUGUCGAGGCACAGAAAGACCCAUGGCUCGGAGCUAAAUUGUCUGUGAGACGAUGGGACGACUUGGCCAAGGACCCGGAUGUGACUGUGCCUCCGCUGGAGGUGUAUGAAGAGAUGGCAUACGAAUGCCUUCUGAGUAAGCCCAAAAAAAAGUAUCUGAAUUUUGGACUUAUACUGACACGACCUGCAGAAUCCCGGUCCAAGUUCAGCUUGCACUCGAAAGAAUAUCGCACGCCAACCGAACCAACUGUGGUAGUUUGCAUUGACGGUUUCGACCCCGAGUAUCUGGACUCGGGCUUUGAAAGAGGUCUUCUACCCAACUUGAAGAAACUGGUCGACAACGGAUUUCACGCCACAGCAAAAAGCUGCAUGCCCUCUUUCACCAACCCCAACAACGUCUCGAUCAUCACCGGUGCCCCUCCCUCGGUUCAUGGAAUCGCAGGGAACUUCUUCCUUGAUCGCGAGACCGGCGAAGAAAAGAUGAUUACGGAUGACUCUUUGCUCAGAGGGUCUACGUUGCUCGAGCAGAUGCACCUACGAGGUGUUCGUGUUGCCGCUAUCACUGCCAAAGACAAGCUGCGCAAGAUUCUUGCCCAUGGUCUGAAUAGCGGUGCUAUCUGCUUCUCUGCAGAGCGCGCGGCUGGAUGUUCCCUUGAGGAAAACGGCAUCGCUGAUGUCGAAAAGUGGCUUGGCCAACCUGCUCCAAGCCAGUAUUCCGGGACAUUGUCAUUGUUCGUGCUGGAUGCGGGUAUCAAGCUGCUGCAGGAGAAGAGGUCGGACUUUCUUUAUUUGACUUUGUCCGACUACAUCCAGCACAAGUAUGCACCUGGCAGCAAAGAGGCUGAUGACUUCAUGGGUGCGAUUGACGAGCGGCUGGGAAGACUUGUCGAUUUGGCGUCCGUAGUGGGCGUCACUGGCGACCACGGCAUGAGUCAAAAGUCGAGCGAGGCCGGAGAGCCUAAUGUCCUGUUUCUUGAGGAAGCUCUCAACGAGAAAUUCGGUGCCGAUGCAUCGCGGGUCAUUUGUCCCAUCACCGAUCCCUUUGUCAGACACCAUGGGGCACUUGGCUCAUUUGUACGCGUCUAUCUGAAAGAUCCCACGCAGCUACAGCCUAUGCUUUCGCAUUGCUGUGCUCUUCCCGAAGUGGAGGAAGCUCUCACUGGAGAAGAUGCAGCAAGGAAAUAUGAAAUGCCCCUUGAUCGUGAAGGCGACAUUGUGGUAAUUUCCAAGUCCCACGCCGUGAUUGGAAGCAAAAAAGCCGAUCAUGAUCUUUCCAACGUGAAAGACCAUCCCUUGCGAUCUCACGGCGGUCUCAGCGAGCAGGACAUUCCCGUGAUCAUUUCGAAACCUCGGCUACCCGCAAAUGCAGCCCCAGCAAAACAGUGGAGGAACUACGACGUCUUUGAUCUUGUGCUCAAUUGA